Molecule: messenger RNA, 1217 nt
Organism: Thamnophis elegans (Western terrestrial garter snake)
Lineage: Eukaryota; Metazoa; Chordata; Lepidosauria; Squamata; Natricidae
Gene: CD40LG
Product: CD40 ligand
Exons: 4
Coding region: 170-778 (202 amino acids)
Biological process (GO): immune response
Cellular component (GO): membrane
Molecular function (GO): tumor necrosis factor receptor binding
Source: RefSeq, a predicted model, not a curated record
AAUGUUAAAUUAAGAACGUGCAUCUCAGUUGCCUUCUCCGUGAGUAAACAGGAAGCCAUUUACUCUGUUUGCAAGUUUCUCAUUGGCAUUUCCACAUGGAAACAUGAAAACGUUGUGCCGAUUCAACGUUGCGUCCAUGGUUUUAACCUGUGAUGGUUUCCCCUGAUAGAUGAGCAGCGAUCUGACGUUACACGAAGAUUACGUGUUCCUGAAGCGAGUCCAGAGCUGUCGGAAACCGCAGGGGGAGGAGAUGUCCUUUCUAGAUUGCGCGAAGAUUUCAGAAAGCUUCCGAGAACUGACGAAUUCUUUCCAAAAGGUUCCAGAUCAAAUUUUGCCAGCUAUGCAAAAAAGUAUCCCAAAGCGAGGUGCAAGCAUACACUUGGCAGGUGUGAGCAGCCAGGCCAAAGUUCUACACUGGAAGAAUACGAUCUACGCCCCGAAGGACGAUGCGUUCUCCAACAAGGAUGGAAAAAUCACAGUUAGCAAAGACGGGCGGUAUUACAUUUACGCCCAAGUCACCUUCUGCAGCAAGCCAGAGCUGCACGCCCCGUUCAACGUCCGUGUCUAUCUCAACCUGCCGUCGGAGACAGAUCAACUCCUACUGAAGGGGGUGGGGACUUACACCACUUCAGAGGACCUCUGUGGCCUGCAGUCCAUCCACGUGGGCAGGGUUGUGGAGCUCCGGUCUGGCCAUACCAUGUUCGUCAACGUAACGGACCUCUCCAGGGUAGAUUACGCCCAUGGGCAUACCUACCUGGGCCUCAUUCAGCUCUCCUAGAAAAAGGUUCUGCGGCCCGCCCUGAUCCCUUCCUCUGCCCUCCAACCAUAUUUAUGAACUCUUUGGUUCCAUUUCUUUUAUAGAUAUAUUUUAUUUAAUUUAUUAAGCAGGAGGGGGAGGGCGAAUUGUUCGAUUCCGAAGAUUAUCAAAGACAGGCGGCCCUUAAGGUGAGAGGAUAGCUGUGGUUUGCUCCAAGUUGGAAAGCUGAAGGUUGCUGCUUUCAAGACAGCAUCUCAGGUGGCUUCCAGGACUGUCGCGGGAGGAGAAAGUGGUGCGCCUCUCAAUCCCAUUCGUGCUUUGCUAGUAGAACUCAAGGAUGGACAAUAUCCCGGUGGGGAACCAUCUGCUGCUUCAUCCUGGAGGCCCACCCCAGGUCACAGUUGCCUCCAAAGAGGACUAAGAAAUAGCAAUAGCAAUAGCAAUAGCAGUUAGACUUAUA